Molecule: messenger RNA, 966 nt
Organism: Bathycoccus prasinos
Lineage: Eukaryota; Viridiplantae; Chlorophyta; Mamiellophyceae; Mamiellales; Bathycoccaceae
Product: DNA repair protein RAD51 homolog 1
Exons: 1
Coding region: 1-966 (321 amino acids)
Biological process (GO): DNA recombinase assembly; DNA strand invasion; mitotic recombination
Cellular component (GO): condensed nuclear chromosome
Molecular function (GO): single-stranded DNA binding; DNA strand exchange activity; ATP-dependent DNA damage sensor activity
Source: RefSeq, a predicted model, not a curated record
AUGUGCAUCGACUCGUUGCAAUCUUUCGGCGUCUCCGCGACGGAUUUGAAGAAAGCGAAAGAAGCCGGUUUCAACACGGUGAGAUCUUUGGUCAUGCACUCUAAGUCGAACUUGUUGGACGUGCGAGGGUUUUCCGAUGCGAAAGUGGAUAAGCUUUUGGAGGCGUGCAAAAAAGCGCUUUCGAAUCCAUCCGAAUUGGGCGGGUUUGUGACCGCGGCGACGUUUCGAGAGAUGCGGAAAGACGUCGUUCGAAUCACGACGGGAUCGAAAGCCGUCGACGAAGUGCUCGCCGGAGGGAUUCAGACGAGGUCUAUCACGGAAAUUCACGGCGAAUGGAGAUGUGGGAAGACGCAGUUGUGCCACACGUUAGCGGUGAGCACGCAGCUACCGUUCGAAAUGGGGGGUGGAUACGCUAAAGUUGCGUACAUUGACACCGAGGGCACGUUCCGUUCCGAACGCAUUCUCGAAAUCGCCGAAAGGUACGGCAUGGACGGCGAGGCGGUUUUGGAAAACAUCAUGAUCGCGAGAACGUUUACGCACGAGCAAAUGGAGGACGCGUUGUUGGCCAUCGCCGGAAAAAUGGCCGAAGAACCGUUCAAACUCCUCAUCGUCGAUUCGGUAAUGGCGCACUACCGCGUUGAUUUUACCGGCCGAGGCGAAUUGUCCGGUCGACAACAACGUCUCGGACAAUUUAUGUCUAAACUCUCCAAACUCGCGGACGAGUUCAACUUGGCGAUCGUGUGCACAAACCAAGUCCAAAGCGACCCGGGAGCGAUGGCGUUCGCCGGCGUCGAGCCAAAGAAACCGAUCGGUGGCCACGUUUUAGCGCACGCUUCGACGAUUCGCCUUUGCGUCCGAAAAGGAAGAGCCGAAGCGCGCGUGUUGAAAGUCAUGCAAGGACCGGAUUUGAAAGAGCAAGACGCGGAGUUUAUGAUUUCAAACGGCGGCGUCGUGGACAUUGAAUAA